Pelobates cultripes (western spadefoot toad) is the source of this 2280-nucleotide messenger RNA. NCBI's taxonomy places the organism in Eukaryota, Metazoa, Chordata, Amphibia, Anura, Pelobatidae. The record is from the annotation of a GenBank genome assembly.
AUGUGCGUUGGCUCACUAGGAACCAUUAAACCCAUACACACUGAUAGAGGGAGAGACUCACUAGGAACCAUUAAACCCAUACAUCCUGAUAGAGGGAGAGACUCACUAGGAACCAUUAAACCCAUACAUCCUGAUAGAGGGAGAGACUCACUAGGAACCAUUAAACCCAUACAUCCUGAUAGAGGGAGAGACUCACUAGAGACCAUUAGACCCAUACACACUGAUAGAGGGAGAGACUCACUAGGAACCAUUAAACCCAUACACACUGAUAGAGGGAGAGACUCACUAGGAACCAUUAGACCCAUACAUCCUGAUAGAGGGAGAGACUCACUAGGAACCAUUAGACCCAUACAUCCUGAUAGAGGGAGAGACUCACUAGGGACCAUUAAACCCAUACAUCCUGAUAGAGGGAGAGACUCACUAGAGACCAUUAAAACCAUACAUCCUGAUAGAGGGAGAGACUCACUAGGAACCAUUAAACCCAUACAUCCUGAUAGAGGGAGAGACUCACUAGGAACCAUUAAACCCAUACAUCCUGAUAGAGGGAGAGACUCACUAGGAACCAUUAAACCCAUACAUCCUGAUAGAGGGAGAGACUCACUAGGAACCAUUAAACCCAUACAUCCUGAUAGAGGGAGAGACUCACUAGGAACCAUUAAACCCAUACAUCCUGAUAGAGGGAGAGACUCACUAGGAACCAUUAAACCCAUACAUCCUGAUAGAGGGAGAGACUCACUAGGGACCAUUAAACCCAUACAUCCUGAUAGAGGGAGAGACUCACUAGGGACCAUUAAACCCAUACACACUGAUAGAGGGAUAGACUCACUAGGAACCAUUAGACCCAUACAUCCUGAUAGAGGGAGAGACUCACUAGGAACCAUUAAACACAUACACACUGAUAGAGGGAGAGACUCACUAGGGACCAUUAAACCCAUACAUCCUGAUAGAGGGAGAGACUCACUAGGGACCAUUAAACCCAUACAUCCUGAUAGAGGGAGAGACUCACUAGGAACCAUUAAACCCAUACAUCCUGAUAGAGGGAGAGACUCACUAGGGACCAUUAAACCCAUACAUCCUGAUAGAGGGAGAGACUCACUAGAGACCAUUAAAACCAUACAUCCUGAUAGAGGGAGAGACUCACUAGGGACCAUUAAACCCAUACAUCCUGAUAGAGGGAGAGACUCACUAGGGACCAUUAAACCCAUACACACUGAUAGAGGGAGAAACUCACUAGGAACCAUUAAACCCAUACAUCCUGAUAGAGGGAGAGACUCACUAGGGACCAUUAAACCCAUACACACUGAUAGAGGGAGAGACUCACUAGGAACCAUUAGACCCAUACAUCCUGAUAGAGCGAGAGACUCACUAGGAACCAUUAGACCCAUACAUCCUGAUAGAGGGAGAGACUCACUAGGAACCAUUAGACCCAUACACACUGAUAGAGGGAGAGACUCACUAGGAACCAUUAAACCCAUACAUCCUGAUAGAGGGAGAGACUCACUAGGAACCAUUAAACCCAUACAUCCUGAUAGAGGGAGAGACUCACUAGGAACCAUUAAACCCAUACAUCCUGAUAGAGGGAGAGACUCACUAGGAACCAUUAAACCCAUACAUCCUGAUAGAGGGAGAGACUCACUAGGAACCAUUAAACCCAUACAUCCUGAUAGAGGGAGAGACUCACUAGGGACCAUUAAACCCAUACACACUGAUAGAGGGAGAGACUCACUAGGAACCAUUAGACCCAUACAUCCUGAUAGAGGGAGAGACUCACUAGGGACCAUUAAACCCAUACAUCCUGAUAGAGGGAGAGACUCACUAGAGACCAUUAAAACCAUACAUCCUGAUAGAGGGAGAGACUCACUAGGAACCAUUAAACCCAUACAUCCUGAUAGAGGGAGAGACUCACUAGGGACCAUUAAACCCAUACAUCCUGAUAGAGGGAGAGACUCACUAGGAACCAUUAAACCCAUACAUCCUGAUAGAGGGAGAGACUCACUAGGGACCAUUAAACCCAUACAUCCUGAUAGAGGGAGAGACUCACUAGAGACCAUUAAAACCAUACAUCCUGAUAGAGGGAGAGACUCACUAGGGACCAUUAAACCCAUACAUCCUGAUAGAGGGAGAGACUCACUAGGGACCAUUAAACCCAUACACACUGAUAGAGGGAGAGACUCACUAGGAACCAUUAAACCCAUACAUCCUGAUAGAGGGAGAGACUCACUAGGGACCAUUAAACCCAUACAUCCUGAUAGAGGGAGAGACUCACUAGGGAACCAUUAG